Molecule: messenger RNA, 180 nt
Organism: Trichomonas vaginalis G3
Lineage: Eukaryota; Parabasalia; Trichomonadida; Trichomonadidae
Exons: 1
Coding region: 1-180 (59 amino acids)
Source: RefSeq, a predicted model, not a curated record
AUGUAUUUGCGCCAAUCAUCCUCACACUUACCUCCAAUUGGAAGUUCUGAUAUCCUAGGAGGAGGAUGUCAGUCUUCUCAUACUCCAUCUGAUCAAAUUGCAGUGAAAGAAUGGUAUAAGAAAACUGGCAUCAAGAAGAACGGCAUUAUAAGCGAUUUGAUGCAAAAACAAAAGGAAUAG